Messenger RNA from Acytostelium subglobosum LB1, 2577 nucleotides. RefSeq lists its product as hypothetical. Gene Ontology annotation, biological process: phosphorelay signal transduction system; sorocarp development. NCBI's taxonomy places the organism in Eukaryota, Evosea, Eumycetozoa, Acytosteliales, Acytosteliaceae. Gene Ontology annotation, molecular function: 3',5'-cyclic-nucleotide phosphodiesterase activity. The record is from RefSeq and is a predicted model, not a curated record. The transcript is spliced from 5 exons. Bases 1 to 2577 code for a protein of 858 amino acids.
AUGAAUAGCAUAACUACGAAUGAUAUUGCCAGUGAUGGCACUGGCAGUAGUAGCAUUGUGAAUGGUGUUGUAGUCAAUGGUGGCAGUAGUAAUGGCGAAACAAUCAAUGGUUCAGGAGUGUCAACAUCACAAAACUAUCACUAUUAUCACAAUAACAAUAAUCAUAAUAAUAAUAAUCAUAAUCAUCAUCAUGGACACGGUCAUGGACAUCAUCAUGGACAUGGACAGAAACAUCAAAAACAUCAACAUCAACAAAAGCCAAGUGGAGACAGUGCAUCGACAACAACAACAACAUCAUCUACGACGAUAGACCCGACAUCGAACAAACAGACCGAUUUUGGAAACAAGGUGUGCAGUUGUCAUGGUAGCGACAACACAAACAAUCAGCAGUCCACACAGACCGUGCCAGCACUGGCGCUGACUCCGACAUCACUGAGACACAACGUCAGCAACAUCAAUACUAGCAGCAGCAACACUCAACAGGUAUCACCAUCCAUCCAGUCGCCAUCGGUGGAGCAUCACAUCAACCCAUUGCUCACACCCAAGACAUCAAAGCAUGAGUCCUCCAACCUGCAGGUCAGCACACCAACCACCACGCCGCGAUCACUAUCACCCAGCUUCAUCGAUCCCAGCAGCAGUGGCUCCGACCCACCCUACAAAGCACACAUCCUAGUCGUCGACGAUGAUGUAGUCCAGCGAAGAAUCAUCAACAAUAUAUUAAGCUCACAGUAUAAUGUAACACUUGUCAAGAAUGCAGAGGAGGCAUGGGAUACUCUACUCAAGGUCAAGUAUGACCUUGUCCUCACAGAUGUUAUGAUGCCCAAUGUGUCUGGAUUCGACCUACUCCAGCGCAUCAAUGAGAAUAGCGAGAUCAAGGAUAUUCCAGUCAUAUUGAUGUCUGGUACAGCUGUGGACUAUAAGUAUGCGAAUGAUACGAUCAAGAUUGGUGGGCAGGACUUCUUGACCAAGCCCAUCGCCAAGGAGCUGCUCAAGAAGAAGAUCUACACUGUGCUGCAGAGCAUCUGGCAGAAGAAGAAGGAGCAGGAGUACAGGACCACACUGGCACAGGAGCGUGAGAACAGGUCGUUGCUGGCCAAGCAGAUGGAGGCCAAGGAGCACGAGAUAGAGGAGCUGACCAAGAAGGUGUCGGAGAUGCAGCUGAUAACAAGGGAGGCCAUGGAGUCGCCCUUGGUCUCGGUCACCAGGAACAUCGAGGAGUUGUUGCAGCAGAGCAAUUGGACGGGCCAGGAGAAGGACAUCAAGGUCAAGCUCAACUUCAUCCUCAGGGAGCUCGGAUCAUCGAAUAUAUACCGCCCAUCGUUUGAGAAGCUGAUCAAGAACGACUCGGUCGACCCGGUCACCAAGAGCUUCCUGGUGACUGAGUUCUCCAGCGUGACUGGCUCGAGGAGGAACUCGAUUCCAACGUUCCCCCAGAUAUCGGCGCGCAAGGACACGAAGGAGGGCAUCAAGAGCUGGCACUUUGACGUGUUCCAGUACAAGGAGGAGGAGUUGAUGCCACUGCUGGUCGACAUGUUUGAGAACUACCAACUGCUCGAGACCUUCAAGAUACCCAUCGAGAAGCUGCAGCGCUUCAUCAUGGCCGUGCACUCGCUCUACAGGAAGACCAACAGAUACCACAACUUCCUGCAUGCAUUCGAUGUCACUCAGACCUGCUACACAUUCCUCACGACGUUCAAGGCGGCUCAGUACCUCACGCACCUGGACAUCCUAUCACUCCUCAUUGCAGCCAUGUGUCACGACCUCAAUCAUCCAGGCUUCAACAACACCUUCCAAGUCAAUGCUCAAACAGACCUUACAUUAUUAUACAAUGACAACUCUGUCCUUGAGAAUCAUCAUGCCAAUCUAACAUUUAAGAUAUUGAAGAAUAGUGAUUGUAACAUCCUUGAGAGUUUGAAUGAGGAUCAGUACAAGGAGCUGAGGCGAUCAGUCAUCCAGUUGAUCCUGGCCACAGACAUGGCCUUCCACUUUGAGUACAUCAACAAGUUCCAGCAUCACUUGAACAACCAACCAUUCGACAGGAACAAGAAAGAGGACAGACAGAUGAUAUUGAACUUCUUGCUCAAGUGCGGUGAUAUAUCAAAUGUAGCCAGACCAUGGCAAUUGAAUGUGGAAUGGUCGAAUAGAGUGUCCGAUGAGUUCUUCCAACAGUCGCAUUAUGAGAAGAUAUGUGGAUACCCUGUGACACCAUUCAUGGACAAGACAAAGACUACAAGACCAAGGAUCGCAGCGGACUUUAUCGAUUAUGUCGCCUCGCCUCUGUUCCAAGGCUUGACGCGCUUCCUCUCAGACACACAGUCGCUACUGGAGCUCAUGACGACCAAUCGACAGAAGUGGCAGAUUGAGUUGCAGAAGCUUGAGGGCAAGAAGGAGGGCGAGGAGAGUGCACCGGGCGCUACCGGGGCAGCAACCACACCCGCUGCCAGUGCUGGAGCGACAACAUCAACAGCAGCGCCAUCGGCCACGACAACAACAUCAUCAUCGACAACAGGUAUUGAUCCACCACUGUCUGCUUCCAACACCACGAAGCUUCCAAAGAUCAAGGAAGAGAGUGAUUGA